AAAGCCAACCAAUCAGAAUAGGUUUUGUUGGUUCUCCGCCGGACUGAGCCUGUGAGCUCUUGCAUAAACAAGAGAGGACACUGCCACUCUAAGGAGAAACAUUUUGGGUUCUCUAAAACCUUCAGAAUCUCCUGAAGCUUUGGACUCUCGCGUCAACAUGAGCAGGAUUAUCGGGGUUCUGAGACGUACCUUCGGAUACGUGCGGGAGCACGUCGGAACUGACCAAUUAGGAAAUAAAUAUUACUUCAUCCCUGAGCAGAAGUCAUGGACAGGGAAGCAUAUCCGUGCCAAACGGAUGGUGGAGGCAGCCAAUCCUGCAGAGUAUGAAUACGCAGAGGGCAGCAUUCCGAUGGAGUGGGAUGCUUGGAUGCGAGGCAGACGGAAAGAUCCCCCUUCUAUCGAAGAAAUACUGACAAACCAAUCUGAAAGGGAGCAAAUCAAGCUGAAGGCCAAAGAGGUGGAGGAGAAAGAAUUGGCCCUGCAAGCUAAAGAGUAUGAGGAAGGUCUGGUGGCUCCAGCACAAACUGUGGCAAAAGGGCACGCAGCUGCCGCUAACUUUGGCAGGGAGGAGAUCAGCGAGGAGCCAGUCAGCACAGCAAACACAUUCCAGCCUGGUUCAUGGAUGCCCACUUCCAAAAAAUAGACUGAGACAUCCGCAUAAAGUGGAACUGCAGCCCCCUGAAGAUCAAUGCAUGACUGGAACAAGUGUGUUAGCCAGCUUUUCAAAGCUAAGAGUAUUUAGUGGGGACUUUACUAAAGGAAAUGUUGUUUAAAAUCAAUAAUCCUGUAAAUUCAAAAGGACUGGUAAAGCUGUCUUAUUUUGUUUCCAAUCAGGAAGUGUUUAUUUCUAAGUAUUUUAUGAAAGGAUUUGCUGUUUUCUUUUACUCUAAAAACUCCAGCUGAAAUGUUAUCAUCCCUCCUUCUUAGAACUUCAUUUAGGUUUUAUUUAAGAGAAAAAUGAGAAUCAAACAUGAUGAAUGUUUUUUGUCAAACAUACUGUACAUAAAUAAAAUUAAAUGUUUUUAAGGUGCAUUUAAAUACUGUAUAUACUCUAUUUUAUAUAUAACAAAUUUUAAAACAAGUUUGAAAAUCAAGAAUGAAAACAUUGAAGAUUUCCAUAUGCAAAUAUAAGAACGGGGAAGAUAUUUUACAACCAAUAGCAAAGGAAAAAAGCAUCUAAUCUUUCAUGAACAAAGAAAUAUUUGACUUAAGUAUAAGCAAAUUUAUGUCAAAGAUAAAAGAAAAAGUACAUUUGAAAGAUGGAUAUUAAAAGGGUCAAACCUUUUUUUUUUCCUCAAAAUCUAAUAUUGCAUAGGUUUCAAAAGUUCAAGAAUUUCUUUUUUAAAUGCAAAAAUGCUAUGAACACUGGCAUAUUUGUCACAUCAAAAGAUGUUAUUUUUUUAUUUAAAUAAAGUCUGUUUUUGCCACUAGCCAUAACUUUAUUGUACAUCGUUGAAAUGAAAUGAGUUUUACAUUUCUGUCUAAAUAAUAAUCCAAUUUUUAAUAGAGGUUGAGGUUAUUGUUUAACUUAUUUAAAAGGAGUAAAUUAUACUCAUGGUUAUCACAAUGUUCUGAGCACCCACCAACAAAAAAUAAUUUCUAUAUAAAGCCUCAAAAAUUAUUGAAUUCUUCAGUUGGGUGAAACUAUUGAAAGAGCAAAAAAAUGUCAAAAUCUUCUUGUGGAUAUAGAAAUAAUUUGAGGAAAUUAUGUGGAGCUGCAGCACAAAACAAUUCCAACUUCAUCCCCAGUCUUCCCCCCAUGCCGAAUGCCAACCAGAACACAACUAACUCGAGAGGGGAUACUAAGAGAAAAGGAAUUCGGUAAAUACUUACCUAGCAUUUAAAAAAUA
Messenger RNA from Oryzias melastigma (Indian medaka), 1850 nucleotides. It is a transcript of the gene ndufaf2, whose product is annotated as NADH:ubiquinone oxidoreductase complex assembly factor 2. Lineage: Eukaryota; Metazoa; Chordata; Actinopteri; Beloniformes; Adrianichthyidae. The transcript is spliced from 4 exons. Gene Ontology annotation, biological process: mitochondrial respiratory chain complex I assembly. Bases 158 to 643 code for a protein of 161 amino acids. Gene Ontology annotation, cellular component: membrane. The record is from RefSeq and is a predicted model, not a curated record.